AAUCAGCAGGGACUAAGCUUGUUACGGUUCGCGCCAUUGCGCCGUUCGACCAAUCAGCGCGUGUCUGUGACGCGCGAAACGUCAGUGUUUUCCCGGGAGCAGGAAAUCACCACUUCGCGGCUUGAUUUCUCUAGCGUUUUCACUCGGCUCUCCAAAACUAACCAUGAUUUCAACAAACAUGUUUUAUGGAAAGAGGAAGGCGGUUGUGAUUGUUCCAGCCAACCCUGCCAUCAGCGAUGACGAAGAGGAUGAGGAAGAUGAUGUGGAGGUCGAUCCUGAUUACAUUCCAGUCAGCCACAACCUGGACACUCCCACCACAAGUGAGAUGAGUCCUCCUGCCAAGAGGAGACAUGUGCAGCCUGCAGUGGAGGUGAUCCUGGUCCUCAGGUGGAAGGACAAUAAAGUUGUCACUCUGCUUUCGACAGACAUGGGAGUGGAACCUCUGUCAUCUGUCUACAGGUUCUCCAGUGAAUCCAAAAAGAAGGAACCUGUGAGCUGUCCUGCAGUCAUCAAAAGCUACAAUUCCAACAUGGGGGGGAUUGACAAGAGCGACAUGUUGGUGCACCUGUACCGCACCCCCAUGAAGUCCAAGAGGUGGUAUAUGCGUCUGUUUGCAUACACUAUUGAUCUGGCCAUCUCAAAUGCCUGGCUGAUGUACAGGCGGGACUGCAAGGAACUGAAACUGGACAGCCAGUCUCUGAAAAGCUUCCGGAUCGAGGUGUUCAAGCAUGCCUCUAACCAAAGGCUGUCUGUAGUUCGCUUAGGAAGAAGCUCUGACAGUCUGAGAGCUGCCUUUGAUGUUCCCAAGCCAGUCCGAGGACAUCGCUGCUCCAACCCCACUGAGGCUGUGCGUUUCGACCACUCCGUGUUCCACGUUCCUGUCUACACUCAUCGCCAAACAUGCAAGUACUGCAGCAGGAAAGACAACAUUGCAAGGUCCAAUGUUUUCUGCGGGGUUUGCAAGGUCCAUCUCUGCCUAAAUGCAACACGCAACUGCUUUGCUGAGUACCACAACCCUAAAUAA
Molecule: messenger RNA, 1024 nt
Organism: Cyprinodon tularosa
Lineage: Eukaryota; Metazoa; Chordata; Actinopteri; Cyprinodontiformes; Cyprinodontidae
Product: piggyBac transposable element-derived protein 2-like
Exons: 4
Coding region: 164-1024 (286 amino acids)
Source: RefSeq, a predicted model, not a curated record